AUGGCUGCAGAGAACCCCGUGGAAAGUCUCCAGGAGGAAGCGACAUGUCCCAUCUGUCUGGAGUAUUUCACAGAACCUGUCACUCUGGAGUGUGGGCACAAUUUCUGCCGAGCCUGCAUCAGCCAGUUCUGGGAGGGAUCCGAUACAGCCGCCUCCUGCCCUCAGUGCAGAGAAACUGUGCAACAGAGAAACCUCAGGCCCAACAGGCAGCUGGCAAACAUGGUAGAAAUCGCCAAACGGCUGAGUUUACAGGCAGCAAAGGGAGCAGGAGGGGACAGGGUGUGUGGGAAACACCAGGAGGCUCUGAAACUGUUCUGUGAAGAGGAUCAAACCCCCAUCUGUGUGAUCUGCAGAGAGUCCCGGGCUCAUCACUCUCACACAGUGGUUCCCAUACAGGAAGCUGCCCAGGAGUACAAGGAAAAAAUACAAGCCCAUCUGAAGACUCUGAAGGAAGAGAGAGAAAAGCUGCUGGGAUUUAAAGUGACUGGAGAGAAGAGAAGCCAGGAGUAUCUGAAACAGACAGAAACCGAGAGACAGAAGAUUGUGUCUGAAUUUCAGCAACUGCGGCAGUUCCUGGAGGAACAAGAGCGACUCCUGCUGGCCCAGCUGGAAAAGCUGGACGAGGAGAUUGUGAAGAUACAGAAUGAAAAUGUCAGUAAACUCUCCGAGGAGAUUUCCCAUCUCAGUGAGCUGAUCAGUGAGCUGGAGGGGAAGUGUCAGAAGCCAGCAAGUGAAUUCCUGCAGGAUGUCAGAAGCACCUUGAGUAGGUGUGAGAAGGGGAAGUUCCAGCAGCCAAAGGAGAUUUCUCCUGAACUGGAAGAGCAAGUCAGCGAUUUCUCCCAGAAAACUAUUGUGCUAUCGGAGACUCUGAGGAAGUUCAAAGACACUCUACCAUCUGCACUGGAGACAAACAGAGGGGAACCCCUAGGAGCACACAGACAGGCGAAUGUGAUUCUGGAUCCAGACACGGCUCAUCCUCAACUCGUCCUGUCUGAGGAUGGGAAACGUGUGAGAUAUGGAGACAAACGGCAGCAACUGCCCAACAACCCUGAGAGAUUUGACUCUUGGGGCUGUGUGCUGGGCUGUGAGGGAUUCACCUCGGGGAGACAUUGCUGGGAGGUGGAGGUUGGGGAUAGGCGAUGCUGGGCUGUGGGGGUGGCCAGAGAGUCUGUGAGGAGGAAGGGAGGGAUCAGCCUCAGCCCUGAGGGGGGGAUCUGGGCUGUGGAGUGGUUGGUGGGUCAGUUCCAGGCUCUGACCUCCCCGGUGACCCCCCUGCCCCUGAGCCGGGCCCCCAGCAGGAUCCGGGUUUGUCUGGACUGUGACCGGGGGCAGGUGACAUUUAUCGAUGGUGGUGACGAGGCCCCGAUCUUCACUUUCCCGCCGGGCUCCAUCCCUGGGGAGAGAAUCCGACCCUGGCUCGGGGUGGGGGGGGGAUCCCAGCUCAGACUGUGUCCCUGUAACAGUGAGAUGAAAGUUCUCUCAAUCUGCCACAGCUCCAGAGCCAGAUCCCUUCUACCUGAUGUUAUCAUUUUCUUCAUUACGUUUUCUGUUCACAAGCUGGAAUCAGCCCGGUUCACAGUGAUUGGACCUGAUCACCCUGUCACUGCCAUCAUGGGUGAGGACAUCAUUUUACCCUGUCACCUGUCUCCCAAGAUGAGCGCUGAGAACAUGGAAGUGAGAUGGUUCCGAUCUGAGUUCACUUCAUUUGUGCACCUCUAUCAGCAUGGAAAGGAUGAGUAUGGGCAGCAGAUGCCAGAAUAUCAUGGAAGGACAGAGCUUUUGAAAGCUGGCAUCGUGGAUGGGAAUGUUGCCUUGGGAAUUGUCAAUAUCAGACUUUCUGAUGAGGGACAGUACCGCUGUUUUGUUCAAGAUGGUGUCUUUCAUGAAGAAGCUGUAUUGGAAUUGAAGGUGGCAGCUUCAGGCUCUGCACCUCACAUCUCUGUUGAGGGUCACCAGGAUGGAGGGAUCCGAGUGGUGUGUCAGUCGGCCGGAUGGUACCCGGAGCCCGAAGUGCUGUGGAGAAAUCUCAAAGAGCAGCCUUUGUCUUCGUCAACUAAAACCAAAUCUGAAGAGGAACAUGGUCUCUUUGAAAUAAAAAAUUCUAUCAUUAUAACAGAAAAUUCAAACAAGAAUUUGUCCUGUGCUAUAAGGAACACCCACCUGAACCAAGAAAAAGAAUCAAUAACAUUUUAUAUAUCAGAUUCUUUUUUCCCAAGAGUAUCUCCCUGGAUGGUGGGUUGGAGUGUGACUUUGGUGAUUUUGUUGGUGUUCAUCGUCCUUACUCUUUUUCUGUUCAAAUUAAAAGGGAAACAUCUCAACACUAUCCGUAAACUUCAAACAGAGCUAGAGUGGAGGAGAUCCCUGGGUGAUGCAGCGAAUGUGACUCUGGAUCCAGACACGGCUCAUCCAGAACUUGUCCUGUCUGAGGAUCGGAAAAGUGUGAGAUGGGCCGACACACGGCAGGAUCUGCCCGACAACAAUCCUAAGAGAUUUGACACUGAGCACUGUGUGCUGGGCUGUGAGGGGUUCACCUCAGGGAGACAUUACUGGGAGGUGGAGGUGGGAGUUGGGCUACUCUGGGCUGUGGGGGUGGCCAGAGAGUCUGUGAGGAGGAAGGGAGGGAUCAGCCUUAGCCCUGAGGAGGGGAUCUGGGCUGUGGAUCAGAGGCAGGGCCAGUACCAGGCUCUCACCACCCCUGUGACCCCCCUGCUCCUGAGCCGGGCCCCCAGCAGGAUCCGGGUUUGUCUGGACUGUGAAUGGGGGCAGGUGACAUUUAUCGAUGCUGGUGACGAGGCCCCGAUCUUCACUUUCCCGCCGGGCUCUGUCCCUGGGGAGAGAAUCCGCCCUUGGCUCUGGCUGGGGAUGGAAAGCCGGCUCAAACUGUGUCCCUGAGAGAUGGGGGGUAUAUCCCACUGGGGACCCUGAAAUCAGCCUCUCUAGUCUCCCACACCCCAGUCUCUAUGAUCUUGGCAUCAUCUAGUCCACCCAGACCUAUGGCCUCUUAAUUCUAUGUCCCCUAGAAACUCCUCCCCCCUCCCUCCCUGCAGCACAGAGAUUUAUAAAAUGUCACUGAAGGUGAGACUGUCACUCAUUCAUUUCAUAUGUUUCUUCCUUGACUUUGUUGCCAUUUCAGUGUCAUUAAAAAAAACUGUUCCCAAAACCUGUGGGUCUGUUUUCCAUUGGGGUGGGUAUUGAAGCUGUUUCUUGGCUCCUUUUCGCUCUGACAGGUGUUCACGGUAAAUAAAGCAUAAAAGAC
This is a messenger RNA of Malaclemys terrapin pileata, 3256 nucleotides long. RefSeq names its product zinc finger protein RFP-like. The record is from RefSeq and is a predicted model, not a curated record. Bases 1 to 2892 code for a protein of 963 amino acids. Lineage: Eukaryota; Metazoa; Chordata; Testudines; Emydidae. Gene Ontology annotation, molecular function: zinc ion binding; protein binding. The transcript is spliced from 15 exons.